Drosophila montana is the source of this 856-nucleotide messenger RNA. RefSeq names its product histone H1.2. The coding region runs from base 52 to 801 and encodes 249 amino acids. Lineage: Eukaryota; Metazoa; Arthropoda; Insecta; Diptera; Drosophilidae. The record is from RefSeq and is a predicted model, not a curated record. Gene Ontology annotation, molecular function: double-stranded DNA binding; structural constituent of chromatin; nucleosomal DNA binding. The transcript has a single exon. Gene Ontology annotation, cellular component: nucleosome; nucleus. Gene Ontology annotation, biological process: negative regulation of DNA recombination; chromosome condensation; nucleosome assembly.
ACAAUUUUUUUCGAAAAUUUUCAAUUUAAAGGUGUAUAAAGUGAAGUUAAGAUGUCAGAUUCCGCAGUUGCAACGUCCGCAUCUCCUGUGAUUGCCCAAGCAGCCUCAGGCGAGAAAAAGGUGUCUACUAAAAAGGCAGCAUCCACACCAAAGUCAAAGAAGCCAACAGCUCCUCCAUCACACCCACCAACACAACAAAUGGUAGAUGCAUCGAUUAAAAAUUUAAAGGAACGUGGUGGCUCAUCCCUUCUGGCAAUUAAAAAAUAUAUUAGUGCUACAUACAAGUGCGAUGCCCAGAAACUAGCCCCGUUCAUUAAGAAGUACUUAAAGAAUGCAGUUGCCAAUGGAAAGUUAAUCCAAACAAAGGGAAAGGGUGCGUCAGGUUCGUUCAAACUUUCUGCAUCUGCCAAAAAAGAUCCCAAGCCAAAACCGUCCUCUGUGGAGAAGAAAACUAAGAAGGUGAAUGCUUCAGCGGCAGGAGCAGCUAAAACGAAGAAUAGUACGUCUAGCACGAAAAAAGCAGCGGGUGCCGCUGAUAAAAAGCUAUCAAAAGCCGCAGCAACCAAGAAGAGUGCUGAGAAAAAGAAGGCGGACAAGACAAAGGCUAAGGAUGCGAAGAAAACAGGAACCAUAAAGGCUAAACCUACAACAGCAAAGGCUAAGUCAAGCGCAACAAAGCCAAAGACCCCAAAACCCAAGACCACAAGUGCUAAACCGAAAAAAGUCGUGUCGGCUACGACCCCGAAGAAAACUGCUGUCAAGAAGCCAAAAGCGAAGGCUGCAUCUGCAACAAAGAAAUAAUUUGAAAUUGCUAACUACUCGUCAGCAUAUGCAAACUUCUAAUAAGCCCUUUUAA